AAAAAGCUCCGUGCACCGACAAGCAUUUCAUCUGGCCCGAGUCCAAAAGUCCAGAGUCCAGAGUCCACGACCCGCGUUUCUCGGGCUUUCCAUUGUAAUGGAAUAUUCUUUGGGCUGAUCUUCAUCCUUGUCGCCACGAAACCCCUCUAUACAAACGACGUGCCAGCUCUCGAGGAAACUUGCACAGCCCUUAUCAGCAGUCGCACACUCAUUGCGACUAGAUUCACAGGACUGCAACCCUCAUAUCACAAUAUUUCGCAGCUUACGCCAGCAGUGCUGUUUCGACAACAUGUCUAGUGCUGUAGAGCAGGCUGUCGCCUUGAAAAACGACGGCAACAAGGCCUUCGCAGCGCAUGACUGGCCCAAAGCCAUUGAGCUGUACACAAAGGCGAUCGAGCUGAAUGACAAGGAGCCUACCUUCUACUUGAACAGAGCUCAGUGCAACAUCAAGACCGAAGCCUAUGGGUAUGCGAUCGCGGAUGCCACCAAGGCUAUCGAGCUUAACCCCAAGCUCGUAAAGGCCUACUUCCGCCGCGCCGUCGCUUAUGUCGCUAUUCUGAAGCCAAAGGAUGCGCUCGGCGACUUUAGAGAAUGUGUCAAACUCGAUCCGAACAACAAGGACGCUAAAGUCAAGUUGGCGGAAUGCCAGAAGGUCGUCCGCCAGCUUAACUUCUUCGCCGCUAUCGAAUUGGCAGAUGAGCCAUCGGCAGCCGAAGGUCUCGACCUCGAUUCCAUGGCCAUCGAGCCCGAUUACGAUGGUGUCAAGCUGGGAGACGAGAUGACGCAGGAGUUCAUUGAUGACAUGAUCGAGCGCUUCAAGAAUGGCAAGAAGAUUCAUAAGAAAUACGUUUACCAAAUCGUUAUGGCCACCAAGAAGAUCGUCUACGAGGAGGCGACAAUGGUGGAAAUGAAGAUUCCCGAUGACGUCAAGUUGACUGUCUGCGGUGACACACACGGACAAUACUUUGACCUUUUGGAACUUUUCAGACUGAACGGCCGUCCAUCAGAGAAGCACUGGUACCUAUUCAACGGUGAUUUCGUUGACAGAGGAUCGUGGUCAUGCGAGAUUGCGCUACUGCUCUAUGCCUACAAGUGGCUCAGGCCUCAUGGUUUGUACCUGAACCGCGGUAACCACGAAACAGACGACAUGAACAAGGUCUAUGGUUUCGAGGGCGAAUGUAAGGCCAAGUACAACGAACGGGUAUUCAAGCUCUUCUCGGAGAGUUUCUCGGCCUUGCCCCUAGCCACGCUCAUUGGCGAGAAAUAUCUGGUGCUCCACGGUGGUUUAUUCUCAGACGAUAACGUUACACUUGACGACAUCCGAAAGCUGAACCGCCACGCUCAGCGACAGCCUGGACAGGCAGGUCUCAUGAUGGAGAUGCUCUGGACAGAUCCCCAGACUGCCCCUGGCCGAGGUCCCAGCAAGCGUGGUGUUGGUAUGCAGUUUGGUCCAGACGUGACGAAGCGAUUCUGUGACAAGAACGGACUGGACGCCAUCAUCCGUAGCCACGAGGUCAGAAUGGACGGUUACGAAGAAGAACACGGCGGAAAGUGUAUCACAGUCUUCUCGGCGCCCAAAUAUUGCGACCAGACAGAAAACCGUGGCGCAUACAUCAACAUUGGCUCGGACUACAAGUUGCAGUUCAACCAGUUUGACGCGGUGCCCCAUCCGAAUAUCAAGCCUAUGGCAUAUGCUCAGAACUCCAUGAUGUCAAUGAUGUAAUUUGAGAUGAUCUUUGGUUGAUUCCUCUGGUAUUUUGUGGUGAUAGAUGGGCUUGUCAUUUCUGCAUAUAACGACUGCAUCAUCUGGAAGCAUCGGCGUUUGGGGAUACAAAGGGAGGUGGUUUUAAGGUCAGAAAAGGCUUCUG
Molecule: messenger RNA, 1868 nt
Organism: Truncatella angustata
Lineage: Eukaryota; Fungi; Ascomycota; Sordariomycetes; Amphisphaeriales; Sporocadaceae
Product: Metallo-dependent phosphatase-like protein
Exons: 7
Coding region: 290-1723 (477 amino acids)
Cellular component (GO): nucleus; cytosol
Molecular function (GO): protein serine/threonine phosphatase activity; protein binding
Source: RefSeq, a predicted model, not a curated record